CUUAAAAUGGAGGGCAGAUAUGCAAUAUUAGAUUAGGGAAGGGAGAGCAGCAAAGCAAAUGCUGAAUAUUAAAGACAGUACUGUAGCAGAAUCUAAAGUGCUAAGAGCCCCCAGAGGGUGUUUCCCAAGCCAACUAAAUGGGAAUGCUGAAGAUUAAAUGCAGCUCAAUACGCCUGUGCACAGCACAUCUGUAUCAGCAGCAAAGGAAUCCUCAGUUGCAUUGAUACAUAUCCCCAGGUUUGUGACUGUAAAACGCUGAGAUCUCAUUUUAAUAAAAAAGCUGAAGUUCUCGCAGACUAAAGGCAUCAUUAAGAGUCUCCUUGGUUAACAUUUUUGCAUCCACAGCCAUAUUUGAUGUGUCUUGAGACUGAAGGAUGCUACAGAGUGAGAGCUUUGCGACUCAGAAGGAUCGGAAUGUGUUAACAUAUGUGGAAAAAGGUGCAUCCCGGAUUUUGAUGGACACUUAUGGAAGCGUUCAGAAUGGAGGCUAUCGCUCUACUGUCUUUGGUGAUGAAGAUGAUGAUGGCUUGUCUAUAAAUUCCAGUAGUGGUUACAGCCCCGAUUGCAGAGGGAACUAUUUCAAGGAUGGGAUAACAAAAAUUGAUUUUGUACUGGUCUGGGAAGUGAGGAAAACAACACCGAAGAAGCAGAGGGGGCAAUGCAAGUAUCAGGAAAUGGGAAAAGAAGAGAAGGAUGUGAUGAAGGUGAACCUGCUGGACAAGCAUGAGAAAUGGAGGAACAAAUUCAUGAAGAAUUUACAGAAUGUAGGACUCUUGAUGGAGAAGGAUGAGACUGUUAGUGAGAAGAAGAGCAUCCAUUACAUGAAGCUGAGUGCUCCCUGGGAUGUGCUGGGGUACUACGCCGAAGAGUUGUGUAUGCGAGCACCUCUGCAGGCACAGCCUAAUCCCUGCCUGAAUUCGUCUGAGGAAAUCCUGAGGAAGCUUGGUGUCCCAAACAUCCUGUCUGAGCAUGUUGCCAACCGGCCUGUAGACUACUACACCUGUGCCUUCCGCAAAUCUAAGCUCGAUAAGUUUCUGGGAAGUGACAGUCAUGAGACCUACUUCACCAACACGCAGCGGCACCGGAUUGUGUACGAAAUUCUAGCUACAACAAUCUAUGGAAAAAGAAAAAGAGCAGAAAUUGGAAUUGAUCGCUUGCUAAAUGAAAGAGUCUUUGCUUCAGCCUUUCCACUCCAUGAGGGCCCGUUUGAAUUGCCGGAGUAUGAAGUGCUUCCAGAAGAUCUGAACCCACGACAAAUUCUGUAUAAGUAUUGGGCUCGCUGGUCCAAAUGGUACAAGUAUCAACCACUUGAUCACAUCAGAGAGUACUUUGGAGAAAAGAUUGCCAUUUACUUUGCUUGGCUGGGUUUUUACACUGCUUGGCUUCUCCCUGCUGCUCUGGUUGGAACAUUUGUUUUCAUCUCUGGGUUGAUGUCAAUGAAUACAAACAAGUCGGCAGAGCAGAUUUGCAACGUCAGCACCCAGUACCUCAUGUGUCCCCUCUGUAAUACCUGUGACACCUGGAAUAUCUCUGAGAUCUGUUCUAUGGCUAAACUGGGUUAUCUUUUUGACCAUCCAGGCACAGUCUUCUUUAGCAUCUUCAUGUCUUUCUGGGCCGUGACCUUCCUGGAGUACUGGAAACGGAAGAAUGCUACUCUGGCACAUCACUGGGACUGCAUGAACUUUGAAGAGGAUGAGGAGCGCCCUCGGCCUGAGUUUGCCGCAAUGGCACCAAGAAUGGAACAGAAUCCAGUCACUGGGAUCAAGGAGCCGUACUUUCCUGAGAAAGAUCGUAUGUCCCGCAUCAUCACGGGGUCCAUGGUUAUAAUAGUUAUGCUCUUUGUAGUGAUGAUCUUCCUGGUGACAGUCAUCAUGUACCGUGGGAUUAUCAGUGUAAUGAUGUACCACACAGGCAAUCCCAUUCUAAUGACCCAGGCUGGAAACAUUGCAAACAUCAGUGGCUCCAUGGUUAACCUUGUACUCAUCCUGCUGAUGGGCCAGAUCUACACUUCACUUGCCGAAAAACUCACUAGAUGGGAGAUGCAUCGCACACAGACUCAAUUUGAGGAUGCCUUCACCUUUAAAGUCUUUGUGUUCCAGUUUGUGAACUUCUACUCCUCCCCAUUCUACGUGGCUUUUGUGAAAGGACGGUUUGUGGGAUAUCCAGGACAUUAUGGCAAGCUAUUUGGGAUGAGGAAUGAAGAUUGCGGCCCAGGUGGGUGUCUCAUCGAACUUGCUCAGCAACUCUUCAUCAUAAUGGUGGGGAAGCAGAUCAUCAACAACAUUCAAGAGUUUGUUAUCCCGAAGCUGAAGGCCUGGUGGCAGAAGCGGAAAUUGGCUAUCGUCAGGGGUUCCCAGAUCUGUCAGGAGCCUAAGCGAUGGGAGGACGACUAUGAACUCAUUAAUUCUGAGGGACUGUUUGAAGAGUAUCUAGAAAUGGUGCUGCAGUUUGGCUUCAUCACUAUCUUUGUGGCAGCCUUUCCGCUGGCCCCUCUCUUUGCCAUGCUCAACAACUGGGUGGAGAUCCGGCUGGAUGCUCAGAAGUUUGUGUGUGAAUACCGGAGACCGGUGGCUGAGCGUGCUCAGAACAUCGGGGUCUGGUUCAACAUUCUAGAAGCACUGGCUCAGCUCUCAGUAAUCGUCAACGCUUUCCUGAUUGCGUUUACAUCUGAAUUCCUGCCCCGUCUACUCUAUCAGUUUGAACACGAUGGCAGCCUGGAUGGUUAUGUGAACUUCACCCUGGCAUAUGCUCCCUACAGCUAUGUGAGCAGCAACUACACUUUAUGUAGGUAUAAAGCAUUCCGUGAUCAAGAUGGGAAUCUGACUUUGUUCUAUUGGAAGCUGCUGGCUGUUCAACUUGGAUUCAUCAUUGCCUUUGAGCAUGUAGUCUUUUUCAUCCUCCGUCUAAUUGACUGGAUGGUGCUGGACAUCCCAGAGUCGCUGGAGGUGAAAAUAAAACGGGAGCGGUACCUCGCCAAGCAGGCGUUGGCAGAUAACCAGGACAUUUUUCUGUCGGAAAUGGUAUAUCCUGCAGUACCCUAAGCCUGUAAGUGGCAGCUUGGCCUUGACUCAGGACGAAGGAGCUUAUUGGCUGAAUGCCCUAUUACACAGCCAGCCGGAGUCUCCCCACGGUGGGAGACGCAAAGAUGAUGUUGAUUUGCUGAGAUGUCAGUGCUUUUGGUU
This is a messenger RNA of Hypanus sabinus (Atlantic stingray), 3182 nucleotides long. RefSeq names its product anoctamin 11 (gene ano11). The record is from RefSeq and is a predicted model, not a curated record. Gene Ontology annotation, biological process: chloride transmembrane transport. The transcript has 24 exons. Gene Ontology annotation, molecular function: protein dimerization activity; chloride channel activity. Lineage: Eukaryota; Metazoa; Chordata; Chondrichthyes; Myliobatiformes; Dasyatidae. Gene Ontology annotation, cellular component: plasma membrane. The coding region runs from base 375 to 3041 and encodes 888 amino acids.